AUGAAUUCACCUGACUUUUGGAAUCCCCCCGAAGCACAAUUUUGCUUUGCCUUGGUCAACAGUUCAUGUCUCCGCAAGGAGAGGUCCAUGCCCGUUGUCUGUGCCAUGUAUGUCAUCAUGAUCUGUGCAAUAGUCAUGACUAUGCUGGGCAAUCUGGUUGUGAUCAUUUCCAUCGCCCACUUCAAGCAGCUCCACUCCCCCACCAACUUUUUGAUCCUCUCUAUGGCCACCACGGACUUCCUGCUGAGCUGCGUGGUCAUGCCUUUCAGUAUGAUCAGGUCCAUUGAGUCCUGCUGGUACUUUGGAGAUCUCUUUUGCAAAGUCCACAGCUGCUGUGACAUCAUGCUCUGCACCACCUCCAUUUUCCACCUCUGCUUCAUCUCAGUUGACCGCUACUAUGCAGUCUGCGACCCUUUGCACUAUGUCACGAAGAUGACCAUCCCUGUGAUAGUAUUCUUCCUCUUGAUCAGUUGGUCCAUUCCCAUCUUCUUUGCCUUUGGCUUGGUAUUCUCAGAAUUAAACAUUAUUGGUGCAGAAGAUUUUGUCACAGCCAUUGACUGCACUGGCUUGUGUGUAUUGAUAUUUAACAAACUCUGGGGAGUAUUGGCUUCCUUCAUAGCUUUCUUUCUCCCUGGGACAGUGAUGGUCGGGAUUUACAUACAUAUUUUCACAGUAGCCAGGAAGCAUGCUAAACAAAUUGGUGCAGGUCCUAAGAUGAAACAAGUUGGCUCAGAAAGCAACAUGAAGGCAACAUCUAAGAAAGAAAGCAAGGCCACCAAGACUUUAAGCAUAGUGAUGGGAGUGUUUGUGUUGUGUUGGAUGCCUUUUUUUAUCCUUACCAUCACAGACCCUUUCAUUAAUUUUUCAACCACUGAAGAUUUGUAUAAUGUCUUCCUCUGGCUGGGCUAUUUAAAUUCUACUUUCAAUCCCAUUAUAUAUGGCAUGUUCUAUCCAUGGUUUCGCAAGGCAUUGUGGAUGUUAGUGACAGGGAAGAUAUUCCGCCCAGACUCGUCCACCUUCAGCCUGUUUCCUUCACAUCCUUAG
Molecule: messenger RNA, 1044 nt
Organism: Dipodomys ordii (Ord's kangaroo rat)
Lineage: Eukaryota; Metazoa; Chordata; Mammalia; Rodentia; Heteromyidae
Product: trace amine-associated receptor 4
Exons: 1
Coding region: 1-1044 (347 amino acids)
Biological process (GO): behavioral fear response; chemosensory behavior; G protein-coupled receptor signaling pathway
Cellular component (GO): membrane
Molecular function (GO): trace-amine receptor activity; 2-phenylethylamine receptor activity
Source: RefSeq, a predicted model, not a curated record